Messenger RNA from Seminavis robusta, 831 nucleotides. Lineage: Eukaryota; Bacillariophyta; Bacillariophyceae; Naviculales; Naviculaceae. The record is from the annotation of a GenBank genome assembly.
AUGUGGACCAGGAAUGUUUUGAACGUACUUCUCGUCCUAGCGCUUGCCUCGUCGCUGGUGAUGGGGGACCCACAAGCUCUUCGACACCUGGCCAACAAUAACAGCCCUGCACAAACAGUCCUUCUCACAGCAACACCUGCAGCAACCCCCGCAGCGACGGCAUCGGCCACUCCCGGUGCUACUCCGGGCGCCACGACUAGUAGCACAGCAGAUGGAACCAUGGGAGCGCCAGCGCCCACUACGAGCCCUGGUGACGUUACUGCAAGUCCAACCGUUCAGGUAGGCGUGGCCGGCAUCACAGUGAUUGAGCCAUCACCCACGUCUGAUCCCACAUGUGCUGCGACACUUCUCAACACCGACGAGGCGUGCUCCCAAUUGCUCAAGGUUACCAUGGCAGUUUGUGAUUGCUACAACUUUUGCGCUGGGCGACUCAUUGGCUGCUUGGAAUUUGGAGAACAAAGCUCCUUUAGUUGUGCAGGGGAAACUGUGGCAGGUUGCACCAUCGAUCAGAAAGUCUACGAUGAUGGGGAUCAGAAAGAAGACGAUGAUGGGGGCAACAUUGUGGUUCUGAUUGUGGCAAUUGUGCACGGGGUCAUUGGCAUUGUGUUCCUUGUUGCUGGAUUCUACCUCUUUCAUCGAUUCCGCUCUGCGAACAAAGCGGAGCGCCCCAAGGCGCAAACCAGUGUUGGCUCUGAGGAACCAACCCACACACAUGAUGUCUUGGGAGAUGAAGAAAAAUCCAGAUCCAAGGAGGACAUACUGGAGAGCGGCAAACCGAUGCAAGUUUGCCAAAAAGAGUUGCCAGUCCAGGAAGCAGCACUUUUCUGCUAG